Peniophora sp. CBMAI 1063 is the source of this 693-nucleotide messenger RNA. The record is from the annotation of a GenBank genome assembly. NCBI's taxonomy places the organism in Eukaryota, Fungi, Basidiomycota, Agaricomycetes, Russulales, Peniophoraceae.
AUGCUCUCCGAGAAGUUAUUUUCGAUGGACUCUUCCGCCGAGGUCUCGAGCCUGUACGGCCUUGUGCCUCGCACAUCCGUAGACUUCACUUUCAAACCGACCAAGCGGGGGCAUAUGGCGAAACAGGCGCACGGGAAGACCGCCGCCGAUUAUAUCCUCGAUUCGACCGUCGUCGAUCCCGCAGGCAAGGUGCUCUAUACCCUCACAUCAGACGCGAAACGCAAGAAGUGGACGACAAUCUGCGACGCGACUGGCGCGGAAGUUUCGCGCCUUGACUGGGAUCAUAUGUUCUCGCCACGUAUGACAUUUCGCGGCGGUGACGAGAUCAAGUGCAAGGCAUUCAUACCAUACCAAGACAAGAACAAGACUAAACGUUGGCUCCAGGCCGGUGCCACAGCCAAUGUAUACUCUUGGAUUCCUGGUGAAGAGGAUAACCAUGAUAUGAUCACCCCUUGGGACCAGCCUGGCUAUGCCGUCGCCAUCAUCAAAUCCAACUCGCGCCGCGAAAUCGUGUGCGAGCUUGUAUAUGAAGCUUUCGAGGCCCCUGAGUUCAUCGACGCUCUCAUCACAGCCGUGGCUCUCAUCUACGGAAAGGGUGGAGACCUGGGGCGUGACCUGGUAGUGGACGGUAAGGAUGUUAUGAAGAUCCUGAAUGGCAUGGCCACUGUUGCCUCCAUCGCCUCUGUUCUGUAA